Molecule: messenger RNA, 1082 nt
Organism: Dendrobium catenatum
Lineage: Eukaryota; Viridiplantae; Streptophyta; Magnoliopsida; Asparagales; Orchidaceae
Product: vesicle transport v-SNARE 13
Exons: 5
Coding region: 80-745 (221 amino acids)
Biological process (GO): intracellular protein transport; vesicle fusion; vesicle-mediated transport
Cellular component (GO): SNARE complex; Golgi apparatus; ER to Golgi transport vesicle membrane
Molecular function (GO): SNAP receptor activity; SNARE binding
Source: RefSeq, a predicted model, not a curated record
CAAGCGCGCCUCACAGUAAAUAGCGCUGUGAAUCGAGUAACCGUCGGUAUUUUGAUCGAUUGAGCUUAGAUCAGUCGCGAUGAGUGAGGCGUUUGAAGGAUAUGAACGACAAUACUGUGAAAUCUCCGCUUCUCUGUCGCGGAAAUGCACGGAGGCUGCUGCUAUCGAUGGAGAACAAAAGAAGCAGAAAGUCUCAGAAGUGAAGUCUGGUCUAGAGGAUGCUGAAACCCUAAUCCAAAAAAUGGACCUUGAGGUUAGAAGCUUGCAGACAAGUGUGAAGGCAGCAUUGCUGGCAAAGUUACGGGAAUACAAAUCAGACCUAAACAACCUAAAGAGUGAUGUUAAAAGAAUCAGUUCGUCUAAUGCGAAGAAUGAUACAAGACAGGAGCUGUUAGAAUCUGGGAUGGCUGAUGCGAUAGGCUUCUCUGCUGAUCAAAGGCAAAGACUGUUAAUGUCAACUGAGAAAUUGAACCAAUCUAGCGAAAGGAUCAGGGAGAGUAGAAGAACCAUGCUUGGGACAGAAGAACUUGGUGUAUCAAUUCUGCAAGAUCUGCAUGAGCAAAGGCAAUCUCUUCUACAUGCUCACAAUACAUUGCAUGGUGUGGAUGAUAACGUUGGCAAAAGCAAGAAGAUCCUGGCUACUCUAUCAAAAAGGAUUGACAGGAACAAAUGGAUUAUAGGCUGCAUAAUAGUAGUCCUCUUGCUGGCAAUUAUCUUAAUUAUUUAUUUCAAGCUCAUCUAUUGAAUCAUUCUCUGAUGCAAAUAUGCUUCAUCUCCUGCAAUAAUAUAGAGUUGUAAAUUUAUUUGUUUUUUUUUAAACAGCUGAUGUCUUUGUUGUUGGAGAAAUUAUUAUGUGCAGAGUCCGGACAAAAUAAUCGUCCGGAAUCUAUGAGGGUAUACAUCAAAUGCAUACACAAUAAAAAAUAAGAUUAUAUAUUUGCUUUGUACCCUUACAUAAUCCGAAUGAUUCUCCCAUCCAAACUCUGCAUGUAAUAAUCUUUACCGUUGUUCGUAAUCCUUGGAUGGUGCUGUGCUUUUUGGUUGAUGGAAUGUCAUCAUUAAUGAAAAAAAAAAAAAAAAAA